This is a messenger RNA of Chrysochloris asiatica (Cape golden mole), 471 nucleotides long. It is a transcript of the gene CCDC90B, whose product is annotated as coiled-coil domain containing 90B. The record is from RefSeq and is a predicted model, not a curated record. The transcript is spliced from 7 exons. Gene Ontology annotation, cellular component: mitochondrion. NCBI's taxonomy places the organism in Eukaryota, Metazoa, Chordata, Mammalia, Afrosoricida, Chrysochloridae.
AUGCACUGGUUCAAGACUUGAAAACUCAUGGAAAUAACAGUACAACAGCUAAUGGCUCAUUUGGACUCUAUAAGGAAAGACAUGGUCAUCCUAGAGAAAAGUGAAUUUGCAAAUCUCAGAGCAGAGAAUGAGAAAAUGAAAAUUGAAUUAGAACAAGUUAAACAGCAACUAAUAAAUGAAACAAGUCGAAUCAGAGCAGAUAAUAAACUGGAUAUCAACCUAGAAAGGAGCAGAGUAACAGAUAUGUUUACAGAUCAAGAAAAGAAACUUAUGGAAGUCACCACAGAAUUUACCCAAAAGGAUAACCAAACAAAAAGUGUAAUAUCAGAGACCAGUAAUAAAAUUGACAUUGAAAUUGCUUCCUUAAAAACGCUGAUGGAAUCUAACAAACUUGAGACAAUUCGUUAUCUUGCAGCCUCAGUGUUUACUUGUCUGGCAAUAGCCUUGGGAUUUUAUAGACUCUGGAAAUAG